UUUGUCAAAGCCAGUACCUCUCCUAUAUUUUCCAUCCACGACCCACCUGGCCACGUCCUUCCUAGCUCUAACCUUACUUCAUUCUUCGAUGAUCUAUAAUAUAGAUUAAUCGCGUCAUAUUUAUAAUUCCAAGCAAGAAAAUUAAGAAAUUUAAUUUUAUAGAUCAGAACAAGUAUAUAGCUAGAUAUCUGAUCAACACUAGCUUGAUGGGUGAAAUUAUGGAGAGCACGGAUUCAUCGUCGGGGUUGCAACACCCUCAGCUUCCGCCGGGCUUCCGAUUCCACCCUACCGAUGAAGAGCUUGUCGUCCACUAUCUCAAAAGGAAGGCUGCCUCGGCUCCACUUCCAGUUACCAUCAUAGCAGAGGUCGAUUUAUACAAGUUUGAUCCAUGGGAGCUCCCAAGUAAGGCUACGUUUGGAGAACAGGAGUGGUAUUUUUUCAGUCCAAGAGACCGGAAAUAUCCGAACGGAGCGAGGCCGAAUAGGGCAGCCACGUCCGGGUAUUGGAAAGCAACGGGGACCGACAAGCCUAUACUAACAUCUAAUGGAAAUCAGAAGGUUGGGGUUAAGAAGGCGCUUGUCUUCUACGGUGGGAAGCCCCCUAAAGGGAUUAAAACCAAUUGGAUCAUGCACGAGUACCGCCUCGUUGACAAUCAUAACACUUCUAGUUCCAAGCCUCCCGGUGCUGAUCAUGCCGCAAACAAGAAAGGUUCUUUGAGGCUUGAUGACUGGGUUUUGUGUCGGAUUUAUAAGAAAAACAACACUCAGAGGCCGAUUAUGGAUCAGGACAAGGAGGAUUCAGUGGAGGCCAUAAUUCCUCUGUUGGCUGCGCAGCAGAAUCCAAAACCCUUGCCCUCAAAGACUACUGCAAACUACGACGCAGCACUUGAAAACGAUGAUCAGAACUAUUUCGAUGGAAUAUUAACAGGCGCAGAAGGCUUGCAAAACAGCUCCAUUUCUCAUCUAGCCUCUUCUAGCUCGAAAAGUACACUAGCGGGGAAACGCACGCUUCCAACAGAUAACUUUUGGAAUGGAACAGGGUCGAUGGGGUCUAGCUCAGGCAAGCGAUUCCAAGGUGAUCUUAACAGUGGAAGCGUGGGAUUGGAUGAAAACAACAGUUCCUUUGUUUCUCUUCUAAAUCAGCUGCCUCAGGGCACUGCGCAGUUUCAUCCAAACGCCUUUCUUGGGUCCCUUGGAGACGGGGUUUUGAGGCACCAAUUUCAACUUCCAAGCAUGAACUGGAACUCGUAGUACAGAGUAUUAAUGGGGGUUGUUCAUCAUAAACAUGCAUAUCUAUCGAUCCAUAUAUGAUAUUGCUCUUAAUAGGAGUGUGAUCAUAGUAAAAAAGUGCUCCGUUCGAAGACUUCUUCGCGACAAUAUAGAUCACCAGAAGAUUGUUUGUCGGAGAUCAUCAGUACUCGAGAUUGGAAACAGACUGAUUCAUAUUAAUUGGUUGAGUUAAUUUC
Messenger RNA from Juglans microcarpa x Juglans regia, 1465 nucleotides. Its product is annotated as NAC transcription factor 25. The transcript has 3 exons. NCBI's taxonomy places the organism in Eukaryota, Viridiplantae, Streptophyta, Magnoliopsida, Fagales, Juglandaceae. The record is from RefSeq and is a predicted model, not a curated record. Gene Ontology annotation, molecular function: DNA binding. Bases 207 to 1250 code for a protein of 347 amino acids. Gene Ontology annotation, biological process: regulation of DNA-templated transcription; system development.